Messenger RNA from Chrysoperla carnea, 2812 nucleotides. RefSeq names its product alpha-1,6-mannosyl-glycoprotein 2-beta-N-acetylglucosaminyltransferase (gene Mgat2). NCBI's taxonomy places the organism in Eukaryota, Metazoa, Arthropoda, Insecta, Neuroptera, Chrysopidae. The coding region runs from base 295 to 1632 and encodes 445 amino acids. Gene Ontology annotation, biological process: protein N-linked glycosylation; oligosaccharide biosynthetic process. Gene Ontology annotation, cellular component: Golgi membrane; Golgi stack. Gene Ontology annotation, molecular function: alpha-1,6-mannosylglycoprotein 2-beta-N-acetylglucosaminyltransferase activity. The transcript is spliced from 9 exons. The record is from RefSeq and is a predicted model, not a curated record.
UUCAUUACAAUGAAAACAGAUUGAUGUGUGUGACUGUCACUGUAAGAAUAGAACAGUAAUAGAAAUAGAAACAUCGAAAUAAACAUAAACAUCUGAAGAUGACAGUUAAAUUAAAGACAGUUCCGUGUUUUGUAGCACAAUUAUAAUUAUUCGUUCGUUAACCAUGGAAUGAAUCCAAAACAUUUUUGUGCAAAAUGGAUAGUUGUUUUCGAAUUAGUGAAGAAGGGUCACUCCAUGUACGGAUGACCAAAUAAUCAGUGCGAUCUCCAAUAAGAACAGUGCAGAACAUUAGUGAUGGUUCGAAAACGUGCGACAAUCUCUUGGAUACGUAUAUUGGUGUGUAUAUUUUUCGUAGCAUUUUUAUGGAUACAAUUACACGUAUUUAAUUUGGGUAAUAAUUCAUCAAAUUAUUCGCACAAUGGUAAUGCUGAAAAUUAUUCAAACGCAUUCAUAUUUAGUAUGGUGCCAUCUGUUCUACAUAAAUUCUUAACAUCGAAACCAAGUAUAAACGGUUCUGGAAUCGCACAGUAUGCCAAUUUAAAUAUAUCAGAGAUUAGAAGACACAUCGCACAUUACAACGAUAUGCAAUUAGUUUAUAAUGAAGAUCUGUUUGGUCCAUUACAGAACGAUUCUGUAAUCAUUGUGAUUCAGGUACAUACACGCACAACAUAUUUGCGUCAUUUAAUUGUAAGUUUAGCUCAAGUGCGUGGAAUUGAAAAAGCGUUAAUCGUAUUUUCACAUGACUUUUAUAAUUUGGAAAUUAUUGAACUAGUCCAAAGCAUAGAUUUUUGUAAAGUUAUGCAAAUCUUUUAUCCAUAUUCAAUACAAACACAUCCACAUGAGUUCCCUGGCGAAGAUCCCGAAGAUUGUCCACGUGAUAUUAAACAAGAACAGGCUAUGAUACUUAAUUGUAAGAAUGCGUUGUAUCCAGAUUUGUAUGGACAUUAUCGAGAGGCGAAGUUUACCCAAACGAAACAUCAUUGGUGGUGGAAAGCGAAUCGUGUCUUUAAUCAGUUAGAAAUCACGAGAUAUCAUACCGGUAUGGUAGUAUUUUUGGAGGAAGAUCAUUAUGUUGCCGAAGAUUUUAUCCACGUGUUACAACUAAUGGAAAAGACUGGUAAACAACGGUGUGCCAAAUGUAACAUCAUCUCAUUGGGAACAUAUUUAAAAACUUACAACUAUUAUGGGGAUGCAAAAAAGGUGGAAGUUACACCAUGGAUCAGUUCCAAACAUAACAUGGGUAUGGCUUUUAAUCGUUCCACAUGGUCCGAGAUUGGAAAAUGUGCACGAUAUUUUUGUAAAUACGAUGAUUAUAAUUGGGAUUGGUCGUUGCAACAUAUUUCCCAAAGUUGUUUAGUCUCCAAAUUACAUGCAAUGGUUGUUCGAGGUCCUAGAGUCUUUCAUAUUGGUGAAUGUGGCGUUCAUCACAAGAAAAAGAAUUGUGAAUCAACGGCAGUGAUUUCGAAGGUACAACAAGUGUUGAAGGCAGCUAGUCGACAUCUAUAUCCAAAUCAUUUAGUUUUAACGUUCACAACCAACACGAAAAAAACAAAGUUACGUAAAGGAAACGGUGGUUGGGGGGAUAAACGUGAUCAUAUGUUGUGCAUGAACAUGACAUUUGAAGGGAGGUAAAACUCAAAAUAAUCCACAUUCGACAUCGACAUAAACAUAUUCAUCUUUUUUUUUUUGCAUUUUACGCCCCAAAAUUUGACGCACAAACCCAUUUCAACAACAACAAAAACCAUAUUUUAUUAUUUAUUUUAUAUAUGAACGUAAUUAGUGAACUCCUAGUGAUUACUUUCCAUUUUAUCUCUAUAUACCUACAGAUACAGCUGUACAAGGUGUCUCAAAAGUCUUUGGAUAUCGUUGGAAAAUUUAAUUAUUUUAUUGACUAUGAAAAAUCAUCUAGUGACUUUUGGGACGCAUUGUACUUGAUUGAUCUGUGUUUGUAAACAGGAAAGUGUUAAAAUAUUGAUUCAAAUCGUCGAUUUCGAUUAUUUUUGGGAUGUGUGGUAGUCACGUUUAUUGAAACUUUGCUGUGAUUUAAAAUAUUUUGAGAUUGACAUUUCUUUCAAGAAAAUUAUGCAGCUUCGAUGAGAAUCGAAUUCGAAUUGUAUAUAGAGAUUCAAAAACGUACACAUUUUUUGUUGUUGGAAAAAUCAUCAUAACUCAUGCUAAUUAAUUAAUAUAGUACACGAUCUGAUCAUGAAAAUUAUAUGGAAUUUUCUCGUGGAAAAUAACGCUUAUUGUAAUCAAUUUGUAGCCAAAGAUACAGUUUAAUCAAUGGCAAUCAGUUAAAGGAAAUUUUACUGCAAUUUUUUACCGCUAGAGCUUGCAUUGUCUUAUAACGUAAUUAGGAAGUGACGUAACCGUAUUGUAAUCUAAUUAAGGAUUAAGGUAUAAUUCCUGUAAUAGAAUUGAAGGAAUAAAGUUCGAAAAAUGGGUGCUUUUGGGAUCGCUGAACACGAAUAUCGUGACGGAAUCGGUCUUAGAGAAUGACGAAUGAUCUAUGACGAAUUUCUCGAAAACUUCAGGAGGCGACGGGGAUACUCUUGCACCCGGUACUUCUGACACUAAUUCUAUCAAGAUAUUCGUGUUCAGCGACCCCAGAAACCCUCGUGUUACGAGUUUGGACCCUUUUCCAGUUGAUUAACGUUAUACUUCAAUACUGUAAUUUAAGCUUUUCUUUGCAGUAAAAUUACCUUAAAUUUUGUUUAGUUUAAAAAAAAAAAAACAUGGGCGAUGAUUUUUAUAAUCUCCUCCCAAGAAAAAUCCCUCUUUCAAAGAGAAAACUUUGUAAAAUUUGGCUAAG